CGGAACAGGGUGUCAGCGUCUUUUCUGAGGCUGAAGCUGAAGCAGCUAGAUUUAAACCAAAAUUAUAGGUCAACAAUCGUACAUUUUAUCCUCAUAUGCAAUAAUAACCUCUUGAAUGUAUUGGAGAUGUCUGUGACUGACUGGUACGCGCAUAAGUCGCUGGAAAAUGGCGUGUUUUGGAUCCAGGAGCGUUUUUAUGAAUCGGGGAACAGGGCGAAUAUCUGGCUCAUACGUGGGUCUCAUCAGGACGUCGUCAUAGAUACCGGACUGGGUUUACGGAGUCUGCCUGAAUACAUCUACAGUAAAGGGCUGCUAGGGGACGAUCCCAAGCGCAAGAACCCCCUGUUAGCCAUCGGCACGCAUGUGCAUUUUGAUCAUUCGGGUGGGCUGCAUCAGUUUCAACAGGUGGGCGUGCACAAGGCGGAGGUGGAUGCUCUGGCUAACGGUGACAACUUUGAGACCGUGACAUGGUUAUCUGACCGCGAGAUUGUGGAGGAUCCCGCGCCUGGUUGGCGAGCAAGCCAGUAUAGAGUGACUGCUGUUACGCCAACCCAUAUAUUACAAGAAGGCGACGUUAUCAACCUUGGGGACCGGCAACUUUCUGUUCUCCACAUGCCGGGCCAUUCCAGAGGAAGCAUUUGUCUCCAUGACAAGGAGAACAAGAUGCUGUUCAGUGGAGACGUGGUCUAUGAUGGUUCCAUGAUUGAUUGGCUUCCCUACAGCAGGAUCAGCGACUACAUUCGUAGCUGCGAAAGGCUGGUUGAGAUGGUCGAUAAAGAUGAGAUUGACCUGGUCAUGCCUGGCCAUUUUAACACUUUCGGGAGCAAACGGCUACACCGGUUAGCCUCCAAUUACAUGGCUAGUGCCGGCACCUGCCACAGAGCCUCCACCUGCGUGGUGAAGUCUAUCGCCAGCCUGGCACUUCGAGCCUCCAACUCAAGAAGUGCCUGCUAAUAGUUAUGAUUCAGACUACUAUGCAACAACAUAUGUCAUUGCAGACCUCAACAUAAAGCAUAGUGAAAACACUGAGUAAUACAGUGUGCUAAUGAUAUAGGUACAGUUUAAUAACUGUAUCUGUGUUGAUCAUGGUUCAUAAUAAUGAGGGAAAUAUGCUGCAAAAUAUCCAUCAAAGCAUCAAAUAGAGCAGUCAUUGUCAUAUUUUUAAAGGUGCUGUGUGUAAUUUUCCCAGUAAUAGCCCAGCUUAAUAUGUCUAGACCUCUAUUAGACUACUUAAAAAACACUAAAAGUGUUAAUCACUGUGGAUACUUGGCAUUUUUAGCAGCCCGAUUCAUAGAUUUCACUUUAAUGCGUCAGUCACUAAAAAUCACUAAAAACAAUGGGACAUUCUAAAACGCUUACUGCUUACUGUAAAAUACUUGGUGCCUACUUAAAAAGUGAUUUGAAAGUGUUAAAAGGUCAAAUUCUGUGUUCCACUAGUUAAAGAUGUUAACUAUAUUCAGGCGAGCAGAUGAGCCCAUUGCAAAGCGUUAUGUGAUUUCAUGAUUUAGUGUAUUCUUAAAAAAAUUCUAUGGGAAACGCGUAAUGAGAAACUGCAAUGCAUUUAUAUUCGGAGUUCAUCUGCUAGCCUGUACAUAGUAUUCAUCACCAUAAGGCAUACACUGAAUGUUGUCUUUUAAUAUCACCGUCUUACUACAUUAGUUGCACAAACCUGGUAAAAAUGACUGGUGAGCAUUGUUUUCCCUCCAGGAGUACAUUCCUAUAAGUGUGUUAUGCCACAUGAAAACUAAGAAUCCAGCAGUGUUUCCCCUCCUCCCCUCACCCUAAACAAGUUAAACACAAGCUCCACCCCACACAGCCAAUUUCAUUGGUCAACUCAGUCACUCGUUUACCUGGCAAGAAAAGGUCAGACUUCAUGGAUUCAGUUCAGAAAAAUCAUAGAUGGAUCCGAUUGGGACAAACAGUAAAGCUAUACAUCAGGGUGUGCUACCAAUGAUAUCAACUUUAAUUUAAAGUGCUAGUUCACCCCAAAAUAAAAAUUCUGUCAGUAAUCACUCACCCUCAUG
Pimephales promelas (fathead minnow) is the source of this 2024-nucleotide messenger RNA. RefSeq names its product metallo-beta-lactamase domain containing 2 (gene mblac2). The record is from RefSeq and is a predicted model, not a curated record. NCBI's taxonomy places the organism in Eukaryota, Metazoa, Chordata, Actinopteri, Cypriniformes, Leuciscidae.